Molecule: messenger RNA, 625 nt
Organism: Aspergillus eucalypticola CBS 122712
Lineage: Eukaryota; Fungi; Ascomycota; Eurotiomycetes; Eurotiales; Aspergillaceae
Exons: 3
Coding region: 124-519 (131 amino acids)
Source: RefSeq, a predicted model, not a curated record
AGCAGCAGGAACACCGUAGAUACUCCGGGCCUUGACUACUACUAGAUUAUGUACAAUUUAUCAGCCCUCGGAUUAGCCUAUGGAUAAGCUGGCUCCGAUCAUCAAUUCAAGAGGAUCCAUCAAAUGCAAAUACGGAUCCCCCCCCUCCCCCAUAGCCGGUAUUACAGCGGUAUUGCACCACGCGGACUGGCAGCCGUCAGCCGGAUAAUUUACCGUCUCGAGCCGGUAAUCCUUGCCCCCCUCUCGGGCUACUGCGACUUCCUUCUUAGAUUCGCUCUCUUCGGCCACCGUCUUCGGCUUUUUCCUGGUCUAUCUCUCCUUCUCUUCUACUUUACUUCUUCUUUCUUCCUUCUUGGUCUUCUAUCUGACUUCCUCCCUAUACUAUUCCCCUUCCGCUGGGCAUCUUCGCUUCCAUCUCUUCCGCCAUCGGAUCCAUUGACCUUUUCCGCCUUGCCCCCUCGAAACUCUCAGUUCCGCGACGGUUACCGGGGUUUAACCUCCGUCUCCUCCACCCCAUAGCCGCUCCACCCAGCUCCUCGAUUCUCUUAACCGCACCAGAGUCAAUUUGAAAGGAUCGAAUGUGUAGUAUACCGGUCCUGGUUCUAUCAGGCGCAUCACCAAUCCA